Molecule: messenger RNA, 1170 nt
Organism: Lepus europaeus (European hare)
Lineage: Eukaryota; Metazoa; Chordata; Mammalia; Lagomorpha; Leporidae
Gene: CHST4
Product: carbohydrate sulfotransferase 4
Exons: 1
Coding region: 1-1170 (389 amino acids)
Biological process (GO): carbohydrate metabolic process; protein sulfation; N-acetylglucosamine metabolic process
Cellular component (GO): Golgi membrane
Molecular function (GO): N-acetylglucosamine 6-O-sulfotransferase activity
Source: RefSeq, a predicted model, not a curated record
AUGAUGCUGCACAAAAAAGUGCGCCUACUGCUGUUCCUGCUUUCCCAGAUGGUGCUCUUUGUGCUCCUGUUCCACACGUACGGCCAGGACUCCUUCUCCCUGUCCAGGAAGGAGGAGCCCAAGCCCAUGCACGUGCUCAUCCUGUCCUCGUGGCGCUCAGGCUCUUCCUUUGUGGGGCAGCUUUUCGGGCAGCACCCAGAUGUCUUCUACCUGAUGGAGCCUGCCUGGCACGUGUGGAUGACCUUCACACAGAGCACGCCCUGGAGGCUGCACAUGGCAGUGCGGGACCUGAUACGCUCUGUCUUCCUGUGUGACAUGAGCGUCUUUGAUGCCUACAUGUCACCCGGGCCCCGGAAACUGUCCAGUGUCUUCCACUGGGACCACAGCCGGGCCCUGUGUUCCCCACCUGCCUGUAAUGUCUUCCCUCGGGACAAGAUCAUCUCCCAGGCUCACUGCAAGCUCCUGUGCAAUCGAGAGCCCUUCGAGGCGGUGGAGAAGGCCUGCCGCUCCUACAGCCACGUGGUGCUCAAGGAGGUGCGCUUCUUCAACCUGCAGUCCCUCUACCCGCUGCUGACAGACCCUUCCCUCAACCUGCACAUCGUGCACCUGGUCCGGGAUCCCCGGGCUGUGUUCCGUUCUCGAGAACACACAGAGGCAGAACUCAUGAUUGACAGCCACAUUGUGAUGGGGCAGCAUUGGCAAAAGAUCAAGAAGGAGGACCAACCAUACUACACAAUGCAGAUCAUCUGCCAGAGCCAGCUGGAGAUCUACAAGGCUAUCCUGUCCCUGCCCAAAGCCCUAAAGCAGCGCUACCUGCUCAUGCGCUAUGAGGACCUGGUCCGGGACCCCCUGGUCCAGACGUCCCGAAUGUAUGACUACGUGGGGUUGAGAUUCUUGCCCCAUCUCCAGACCUGGGUGCACAACAUCACCAGAGGCAAGGGCAUGGGUGAGCAUGCCUUCCACACAAAUGCCAGGGACGCCAUCAAUGUGUCCCAGGCCUGGCGCUGGUCCUUGCCUUACACAAAGGUUUCUCAAAUUCAGAAAGUCUGUGGUGACACCAUGGAUUUACUGGGCUACCACCAGGUCAGAUCUGAACAAGAACAGAAAAAUCUGUCACUGGAUCUUCUGUCUACCUGGAGGCCCUCAGAGCAAAUCUACCAACAGGACUGA